Messenger RNA from Sclerotinia sclerotiorum 1980 UF-70, 207 nucleotides. RefSeq lists its product with no specific name. Bases 1 to 207 code for a protein of 68 amino acids. The record is from RefSeq and is a predicted model, not a curated record. The transcript is spliced from 3 exons. Lineage: Eukaryota; Fungi; Ascomycota; Leotiomycetes; Helotiales; Sclerotiniaceae.
AUGUAUCUGUUGCCAAACGAAGGGCUUAAGCCAGAGUUGGUACGAGAAACAAACGAGGCUAGUAAGAGCUGGGUAAGAGGGGACCAAAGAGGAACGGGAGAGGUACGAGAGAGGUACGAAAGAGGUCAUGGAGAGAUCCUCACAGGUACAAGAAUAAGCUCGACAUACAUAUCUGCUUCAAACAAAUUGGCUUUAAUAGUUAACUAA